AUACAGACUUCGCCCGUUACGCACCUCAAAAGACUUCACGAAGGGAGGCUUCGCUCUACGUGUCGACGGUUUUCGCCAGGUUGCUUUCCCUCCCGUUUCACUCAAGUGGUAGCAGGCGAACCGAAUAGUGGCAGUCAUGCUCAACGACGGCCUGCGGUGGAUCGACUGCGCGUGUGCGCUUGUGGGCGCGUGUUUGGCCUACAACUGGCUUUCUGAGAAGCGAAAGCGCAGAGCCCGCGGCGGGCUGCCCCUCCCACCCGGCCCGAGAGGGCUCCCGUUUGUGGGCAACAUAUUUGACAUCGACCCCGGGAGACCUUGGGAGACAUAUACGGAGUGGACGAAGCAGUAUGGCGAGAUCGCGUAUAUGAAGCUUUUCAGCCAGGAUGUGAUUGUGCUCAACUCCGAACGCGUCGUGCGCUCCUUGAUCGACCAGCGUUCGGCCAUAUACAGCGACAGGCCAGAGGUACCCACCAACAAGUUGUUUGGUGCCGACUUCAACACGGCAUUCCUGCCCUACGAUGACGAGUGGAAGCUGCACCGGAAGCUGUUCCACAACACUCUACACGCAGAGACGUGUAUCUCAUACCAACCGUUGAUUCUUCAGCGAGUUCAUAUUCUUCUCGGCGACCUCUUGAAGAAUCCGGGGAGUGCAUCGUUUGAGCCUCAUCUCCGAAUGUUUACAGCCUCGAUCAUCCUCGCGGUCACGUACGGUUACCAGGCCGUCGCAUGGUCGGACGACCUUGUUCAGUGUGCUGCGAAGCUGGUAAAACUGCUCAUUGACGCGUUGCCCCCUCAUCGCGCAGCCGUGCUUGGCGCGUUUCCUAUCCUCACGCGUUUACCAACGUGGUUCCCGGGUGCAGGCUUCCUGCGGGACGCGGUCAAGGGCCGUGAGCUCGCACGGCACGCGCUUGAAGACCCGUUCGAGUACGUUAAGCAACAGAUGGCGGCUGGCACUGCAUCACGGUCGAUGGUCUCUGACCUGCUAACUGAGGUGGACGAGAAGCAAUUGACGCCAGAAAUGGAGCGAGCCAUGAAGGCGAUGGCAUCAACAGUGUUCCUGGCCGGAUUCGACACGAGCUCCUCGUUCAUGUUCACGUUCAUCCUUGCCAUGCGGAUGCACCCCGACGUCCAAAGGCGUGCGCAGGCGGAGAUGGACGCAGUCCUGGGAGGCGGACGCCUUCCGACGUUUGAGGACCGCCCGUCGCUGCCGUACAUCGAAGCGAUCAUACGCGAGGUACUGCGCUGGCAGAUUAUACUUCCGCUGAGUUUGCCCCACGCAACGUCAAGCGACGACGUGUUCGAAGGGUACUUUAUUCCCAAGGGCGCAAUGGUCCUGCCCAAUGUCUGGGCCAUGGUUCGCUGUGUCCCGCUCCCUCCCAAUCAACCCCCCGCAGACGUCUUCGAGCCUGCGCGGCACCUCGACCCGUCCACCGGCCAGCUCCUCCCCGAACAGAACGCGAUCACCGGGCACCCGCAGUUCGGCUUCGGGCGGCGCGUCUGCCCGGGGCGCUUCCUCUCCGAGGCCACGAUGUGGGCCGCGAUAGCGAGCAUUCUCGCCGUAUUCGACGUGUGUCCCGCGCUCGAUGGGGAGGGGCGCGAGGUGCCCGUCAGCGGGGAGUAUUCGACGGGGAUCUCUAUACGGCCGCUGCCGUUCGAGUGCGAGAUCAGGCCGAGGUCGAAGAAGGCAGAGCAGAUUAUUUUGGAGGCGUUGGAUGUUUGAAUACGUUUGUAGACAAGGGAAAUGUACACCUUUGUGUAGUAUUGACUUUUUGAUUACUAUUUACGACCAGUGUAGACUUUGUUUUACUUUUAUCGAGAGCCAAAUGUACUC
Molecule: messenger RNA, 1831 nt
Organism: Coniophora puteana RWD-64-598 SS2
Lineage: Eukaryota; Fungi; Basidiomycota; Agaricomycetes; Boletales; Coniophoraceae
Product: CyP450 monooxygenase
Exons: 12
Coding region: 137-1720 (527 amino acids)
Molecular function (GO): monooxygenase activity; heme binding; oxidoreductase activity, acting on paired donors, with incorporation or reduction of molecular oxygen
Source: RefSeq, a predicted model, not a curated record